This is a messenger RNA of Thrips palmi, 2542 nucleotides long. RefSeq names its product vesicle-trafficking protein SEC22a-like. The coding region runs from base 350 to 1249 and encodes 299 amino acids. The transcript is spliced from 7 exons. NCBI's taxonomy places the organism in Eukaryota, Metazoa, Arthropoda, Insecta, Thysanoptera, Thripidae. The record is from RefSeq and is a predicted model, not a curated record. Gene Ontology annotation, biological process: endoplasmic reticulum to Golgi vesicle-mediated transport.
GGUUGAAGAACCUAUGUUUGUUGCUUCACCAUUUCACAGGACCUUUGAAAGAAAUUCGUCUGCUUGUUGUCUGUUUGUUUAUGUUUAUAAAGCGUUUUACACAAGGAAAGCCCUGUUUUCACGAGUAUGUUUGGCUGUUUUGGGGAGUCACUUUGCAUGGAAAGAAGAAAGUAAGGAGGAAGAAAGGCUUAAAUAGCAGACGUCUUUCCAUUCCCACAACAAUUACACGUACUCAUAAAACAUAUUUACUAUAUUUCUUCAUGAUUUUUGUCCUUUUAUAUUCUUGGUUAGCGUCAACAGUGCCUUAGUCUGUUUGUCGAUGUGAAUAUCUGCAAAUCGUUUAUCGAAAAUGAUUCUGUACACCUUGAUAGUCCGAUCAAAGGAUGGACUUGCCCUGUCGGCCUCAACAGAUUUUAAUGAUGAAGGUCUAAGAGAUGUUAAAGAAAGCAAGAAAUACCUUAAACUUUUAGCCAAAAAGGCAUUUCAGUUUCCUGACAGAUGCAUGCUUCAUACUGGAACACACACAAUUUAUUUGAUUACAGGUCUGGGUGUUUCAUAUCUAGCACUGAGUGACCUAUCAUAUCCCACAGUUUUGGGAUUCAGCUUUUUGAAUGAGCUCAUGAAGGAAUUUCUGGGGAAAUACCAAGCACUGGUUGUGAAUCAAGCUAGGCGACCAUAUUCAUUCAUUGAUUUCAAUAAUGUCAUUCAUUCUGCUAGGCAAAGAUAUAACAAGCCACAAAGCUUAUCAACAAGGAUAAAUUUGACAGAAUUGAGUGACGAAAUACGCUUACGACCACCUCAUAUUAUUUCUCUUGCCGAAGUUAAGCCUUUGAAUGGAUUUCAUUCUAUUAAUAUAUCAAAGGCCACAGUUGGGCCUCCUUUGAGACUGGAGCCCGUCUCUUGGCUUGGCUAUGGAAUAAUUACUAUUGGAUUCAUGCUCUGUAUCAUUGAUUUUUUGAGAGCAGAAGCAUCAAGCUAUUCCCGUUUUCAUGAUUCAGAAGUACAUGCUUUUGUCUUUUGCAUUGAAAGUUUUGUAAGAUCAUUUCAGAUGGCAAUAUAUUAUUUUGGUGGAAGAAAAUAUUUAAAGUACAUGUGGAUCUGUGUUGCAAUUCUGUUCUUAUCAGGUCUAUCAGUGUGUGAUUUAAGAGACAGAUGGCAAAAUGGUCUACGAAUAUUCAUAACUGGCGCUUUGAUAUAUUUGACCAUUCAAAGAAAACAUGAAAUGAGACUUCCAGACUACAAUGUUUAAGAUCCACCACAUUUCAAAUGUGAUCUUGACAGACUACAUACCGUACAUACUUCAUGUAUACAUCAACAUCACUGUUGAAUGACAACUGAUAUGACUACAGGUCAGUAGUUGAGUGCCAGUCUCCUAUGUCAGAUUCUUGGAGUAUACAAUUUAUCUUCAAAUUUUAUAUCAUAAUAUGAAAUAUUAAACAGUUUAUAUUUGUGAGACGAGCUACUUUUCAUCAUGUGCUAGACAAGCCAGUAUUUUCAAACAUCUUUGUGUCAUAAUUUUAUUGUUAGUCAACUCCAAGUUGCAAAACACAACUUAAAAACUAAACUUAGCCAAUAAUUGGACCAAAAGCAUUUGUUGAGUUCAUAAAAUGUGCUGACAAUCUAAAUUUGCAAAACUUAAUUCUGAGUUAAACCUUUUUUUCUGAACAUGCGACUAUAACUUAAUAUGGUGUCAUGGUCUGCCUGAACAGUUUGCAUAAGCUAUGAUUAUUAAAGCAGUAUUUAUAAUCGUCAAUAUCACCAUCAUAAGUUGAAUUUGCAUGCUAUUGUUUAUGGUCGGUUUUCCAUGUUCUCUUUUCCAUGUAUUCCUUUCUGAACUGUUAGUGGUUGGAUUACUCAAUACUUUUAAAGAAACUCGAGACUUCUUAGACUACCCAUUUUAUAUGGUAUGAAGAAAGGGCACCCUUCUCCCGUGAUUUCAGUUGAUGUUCAUGUUCUUACUCAUUCCCAUCUCUAGUCCUGUGAUAUCACUUUAUAAAUUGUGUCAUAAAUCUUAGAUGAAUUGACAUUUUUAUUAUUAUUGCUCUGUGUGCAUAAAGAUGUUACAGUAAUAUGAGCCACUUACUUGAGGGUAGUAGAUCUAUUUUUUGGUAUGUUUUUAGAAUGUGAAAUAGGAACACUUUUAGCAUUCAACAUCCAUAGGUAAUUUUCAAAUGCCUUUGGAGCUUGCAUUCCAUGUGGUUGAUGUAAUUGUUUUACUGAUGUUACCUUUGCUAUUAUUUUAUUUUAGGAAAGAGUUGUGAGCAACAAUUAAAGUUAUCAGUCUAUCUUGUAAUUUAAUCUGUUUCUCCUCAGAAUACUUUUCUAUGAUGUUUUUGUCAUAGGAAGUAGCACAAGUCAUGAGACUAGGGCACAAGUGGAGAUGUGCAGUUUGUCCCUGUUUGCUGUUAUUGCACAUGUAUUGAUCUUUUUGGGGGGCAUUUUUAAACCUAAGGGUAAUAUUUUAAAAAUAAAUAAAAAAUGUUGUUUGUAUUUUCUUUUAACAAAAUGCAGAGAAAUCUCACGAAAUAAAUGUUUUUAAGUA